AUGCCACGAGAUAUCAAAAAAAACUCUAAUGCUAAAGAUAGUAAAAGUUAUAUCAAAAACUAUAUGCGCGACAAUCAACUCAAACAUGAAGUAUCACUCGAUAAUUUUCCAAAAUUAUUACAUUUAACAACGAGUUUUCAGGGAGAAAUCAUUUUUCAUAGACAUAUCGAAAUUCCGGAAGCGAUACAAAUAUUUAAUAAUAUUCAAGAUAAAAAACCAAAGCUGGGCAAAAGUCCUAAUCCGUUUUUAAUAUUUCGCACUUCGAUCCAAACAUUAUGUAAAGACAGUAAACUGGAAAGACACCAUGUCUCAAGCAUUGCUAGUGCAGCAUGGAAAAAUUCAUCUGAAGAUAUAAAAGACUGCUUUAAAGAUUUAUUUGAAGAAGUCAAAAUUUUAAUUGCGAAUGCUAAAAAAACAACAGAUUCUGUGCAAGUUUUUUUAUAUGAAAAUGCUGUGGGUUCUUCAACUCUUACCAAUUAUUAUUCAUGUGACAAUUGUUUUUCCACAUUUUUGGACUUGACAAAACAUCACUAUUCGUAUGAACAUUGUACCAAAAAUAUUCCAGUGCCUCCGUUGUCUCAGCCGAUUCUCUCCGAAAACCCAACCUUUUUAUAUUCUCACGAACCUAUGCAAGUGCCUUCAACGCCAAUUUUUACCAAAUAUAUGUAA
This is a messenger RNA of Ambispora gerdemannii, 669 nucleotides long. Lineage: Eukaryota; Fungi; Glomeromycota; Glomeromycetes; Archaeosporales; Ambisporaceae. The record is from the annotation of a GenBank genome assembly.